This is a messenger RNA of Cyphellophora europaea CBS 101466, 1413 nucleotides long. RefSeq lists its product as uncharacterized. Bases 1 to 1413 code for a protein of 470 amino acids. The transcript is spliced from 2 exons. Gene Ontology annotation, molecular function: protein binding. Lineage: Eukaryota; Fungi; Ascomycota; Eurotiomycetes; Chaetothyriales; Cyphellophoraceae. The record is from RefSeq and is a predicted model, not a curated record.
AUGCCGGAUACUACUCUUCAAACUACCCCUUGCUUCGCAGAUCUACCAGAAGAUGUACUUGUGCAAAUCUUUCAGUGGUUGUCAGCAGCCGCUCUUCUGGCCGUGGAGCGAACACGCAAAUCCUUUCGCGAUGUUGUGCGACAUCACGAUUACCUGUUCCUGAAGAUCUACGGUGAAGGUCCAGUCCACAGACGAGUGCACGAUGACGAACGAGACGCAACCACGUCACGACAGCUGCUGCGGGAAAAGUAUGAGUGGCGACAACGAUUGCAGACGAAAGAUGCAGUGCAGAUGACACCUACAGACUGUAUCGACACACUUCUUGAGAAAUUCUAUCUCUGCGACGACGCGACGCUGAAAGGCAUUGCGGAGAACGUGCUAUUUUCGCUUCAAGAGCAUAGAUCCGAUACUGUUGACUACCACGAAGCAGCAGCUACGGCAUUGGCGGUGCUCGGGCGUAAGGAAGAAGCGGCCCAAAAUUACGAUACCAUCCUUCGGCGUAACGAAACGUUACCAUCACGAACUAUACUCACGGCAGCGAGAUUCGGGUGGCCUUGUUUGCCCUUUCUGUGCUUUGACGCGGACCAGUUCAAAGGAGAAGCACUGCUCGGGGCAGCCGUCGGCGGGCAACUGUCAAUGCUACAAGAGCUGAUCUCCAUCGAUGCGCCAUUAGAUUAUAGCUCUCAUGGGCUCUCGGUCGCACUGGCCGCUGCAAUGGGUGGACAUACGAGUAUCUUGGAGUAUGUGCAAGGUGCUGGAGUGAAUCUUACUUCCAGGGCUUCUCAAAAUGCCGAAACACCACUCUACUAUGCCGCCAAGUACGACAAUGCUGAUGCCGCUCGCUACAUCCUUGCGUACACAAACGAAGCAGAAGACAUUCUCGAUGCCUUCGACGGUGGAGUAAUCUCUGGCAGCUUAUCGGUGCUUGAAACCCUUGCCCCGCAUCUCCAUCACUUGGAAGACGCUCUCAUUUCUCGAUUCUUGAAGACUGCCUGCUGCUCGACAACGACCGUGGCGUUACAUUUCCUACUAGUGGAUCAGAAGAUGGACGCCAAUCAUCUUCUGGAAGAUGGAAGUUGCGCUGUGCAUUUGGUUGCGAAAGAGAAUAAACUCGAACACCUCACCGUUCUUCUUGAAUGUGGAGCUUCUAUCCUGCCUAUGGACGCCACCGGCCAGACGGCGCUCGAAAUAGCACUCAGCCUCAACCAUACUGAGUUGAUUGAAUUCCUCGUUCAGGUUUCCCCGGAAUAUGGUCGAAACGGAUUUACGCAUCAGGAGAAGCUGAAGUACGUCGAGGAUUGCCUGGACCGCUUACGCCCGCUAUACCUUGGCGUUAUUGUCAUGGGCCAUAGAUCCGGGAGCAAUGAAGCCAAUGCGGAUAGGCCGCAGGUGAAUGUUGAAGUGUACCUGUGA